GAAAUGGAGAAUUACCAAAAUGCCCCCUUCGUCUUCCAUCUCUCGAUUCUCUCUCACACCUUCCUCCUCCUCCAUCUCCCUCUCCGUUUGACUCUCCCUGAUCCGCGGAGCUCUCGAGCGCCCGCCGCCGGCGAGCGGGGUGCAGCGCCGCGCGGGCGACCUCCUCCUUCCACCUGCCUCCAUCAUCGCUGCUUGAAUCGAUCCGAAGCAUUGUAAAUGGCUGCUGGGAGGGGCAUCAGUCAGCUUUUGAAGAAAGCAUUUCGUCCAUCUAGCUCAUCUCCGCUCUCUUCAUCCUGGAUAAAUCAUGAAGAGUCCUCUGGCUUCACUGGAUUGAGAGCAUUGGCUAUUCUGGGAGUUGGUGCUUCUGGCCUUUUAAGUUUUGCUACAAUUGCAUCUGCUGAUGAAGCGGAGCAUGGGUUGGAAGCCCCACACUAUCCCUGGCCACAUGCUGGCAUCCUUAGCUCAUAUGAUCAUGCAUCAAUAAGGCGUGGCCAUCAAGUUUAUACACAAGUGUGUGCCUCUUGUCACUCAAUGUCCUUGAUUUCAUACCGAGAUUUGGUUGGUGUGGCCUAUACAGAAGAGGAAACAAAAGCAAUGGCUGCUGAGAUUGAAGUGGUUGACGGUCCUAAUGAUGAAGGUGAAAUGUUCACACGUCCAGGUAAGCUGAGCGACCGUUUCCCACAACCCUACGCAAAUGAGCAAGCAGCUCGAUUUUCAAAUGGCGGGGCAUACCCCCCGGAUCUCAGUCUAAUCACAAAGGCCAGGCACAAUGGCCAGAACUAUGUUUUUGCUCUUCUCACUGGUUAUCGUGAUCCACCUGCUGGUGUUUCGAUUCGUGAAGGCUUGCAUUACAAUCCCUACUUCCCUGGUGGUGCCAUAGCCAUGCCCAAGAUGCUUAUUGAUGGAGCAGUCGAGUAUGAAGAUGGCACUCCAGCUACAGAAGCCCAGAUGGGAAAAGAUGUUGUCUCGUUCUUGUCAUGGGCGGCGGAGCCUGAGAUGGAAGAGAGAAAACUGAUGGGAGUGAAAUGGAUUUUUCUACUCUCCCUCGCACUUCUGCAAGCUGCAUAUUACCGGCGCAUGAAGUGGUCCGUCUACAAGUCGCGCAAGCUGGUCCUUGAUGUGGUUAAUUGAGGACUAGUUCUUCAUUUUCUUCAAAGCAUCGGCUGAUAAUUUGAAGUAUUGGAAUAAUGCGUACAUGAAUCAUGAUGUACAUUUUGCCGUUGGCAUGGUUAACAUGCACAAUACUCUUUUCCUUUGUUACAUUUACUCCCAGCUGUGCUGGGCAUUAUUUUAAAAUUUUGGCCUGUCAAAUGUACCAGCAAGCAUCUAACAGUAUAGUCAAAUAGAUCUCAUAAGCAUAUUUAUACUCCGAACCAGUGUAAUGUUAAUUUUAGUCAUCAGUAUGAGAUGAUGGAGAAAAAAAAUGAAGUGUCACUAACACUACUGUAUUUCUGCC
Oryza sativa Japonica Group (Japanese rice) is the source of this 1456-nucleotide messenger RNA. RefSeq names its product cytochrome c1-2, heme protein, mitochondrial. Gene Ontology annotation, molecular function: electron transfer activity; heme binding. The record is from RefSeq and is a predicted model, not a curated record. Lineage: Eukaryota; Viridiplantae; Streptophyta; Magnoliopsida; Poales; Poaceae. Gene Ontology annotation, biological process: mitochondrial electron transport, ubiquinol to cytochrome c.